GGUUUGGAGGCAGGAUGACAGCUGAACGGGUCGUGAAGGUACAGCAGCAGCGGCGGUGCAGUCCGUAACAUUAAGAACAGUCAUACGCGCGUUUUAAAGAGACGGGCCGACGCAUUUCACCGCGAGACGCCUUUUCUCCACCGACCCGCCGUCCGCCUUUGAGUUUCUCUCAGGACGGUAACCUUCAGCCCUGCGGAUAUUAUUGUAUUUUUUGGUUCUUUUUCCCACCAGUAGAGAAAAAGAUCCGUGUCCGGAUGUGCCAGCAGUGUUGGGUUGUUUUUUUUUUUCGCAUGGCGUAGGCACCUUUUCUAAAGCAGGACACUGUUGAUGUUUGGAGGGUCGACGGAGGCCCUCGGGUCCACAGCUUAACCCCACUAACAUAACCUGCACUUCCUGAAAUUACCGCUUCGAGGGAAAUUAUCAACGAAAUGAUUGUGCAAUAGAGGAAGAGAGGCAUUGUAACACGUCUCGACUACCUCAGUGUUGUGGCUGUGGAGAAAGAUAGAGAGCAAUCACCGGGGAUAAAUACAUUUCUGUCUCAGGCUCUACGGCAAGGACGUGUUUUUUAUUUUCUUUUUUGUAAAAAAAAAAUCUAUUUUGUAUAAACACAGCCUGCGGGAGCUUUUUUUUUUGCGUGGGCACGGAAAUCAGGGAAUAUCUGGGUCCGCGUUGUGUCUGUGACAGCGUUUGUAUGUGAGUGUGAACCCCUGCGAUCACCUGGAAAACCUUCACCAUGACGGGCAGCACCCCAGCGGACAUGAUAAACCUGCGGCUCAUUCUGGUCAGCGGCAAGACGAAAGAGUUCCUCUUCUCUCCCAACGACUCGGCAGCAGACAUCGCCAAACACGUGUAUGACAACUGGCCAAUGGACUGGGAGGAGGAGCAGGUCAGCAGUCCCAACAUCCUGAGGCUGAUCUACCAGGGACGCUUUCUACACGGCAACGUAACACUAGGAGCUCUCAAACUGCCCUUGGGGAAGACCACAGUGAUGCAUCUAGUUGCCAGAGAGACUUUGCCUGAGCCAAAUUCCCAAGGUCAGAGGAACAGAGAGAAGACCGGGGAGAGUAACUGCUGUGUCAUUCUGUAAAUACACACCUCCGCCGCCAGCCCUCCAUCCUCCUCCAUCCGUUUUUACCCUCCUCAAUGUCCUGGACCUGAUGAGCUUGUCCUCCGUCCUGGAGCCUGUCUAAAGUGUGGAUAUGCAUACAGACAAACACUUUAUCUCUCUCUCUUUUGUCCUUUUUUUUUCUCCUGCCCCCCCCUCUCUCUUGCACUCACAUAUACAGGAAGACAGGAGGCUGAUCCAGGACAGAGCUUGGGGAGCAAGAAAUUGAUUAACUGAUAGAGCUGAUUCCUUUUUUGUCGUACUUGAUUUGUUGUCAUAACUGAAAAAUUAGAGGAAGGAACUGGAUUUGCAUGUGUUUUUAUUUUCUUUCUUUCAUUCUUUUCUUAAUGCACACCUCUUUAAGCCUUCCGCCGUACACGCGCGUGCAGGCGGAGCUGACGUACACACCUUGUCCAAAAGUAUGAAAGCGGCGCCUCGCCCUCUGGCCGGGUUGUCGCCGCGACGCAGUGCCCAAGUUUGUGUGUGUGGCCUUGUUUUUCUCAUACAGACCGCUGAGAGUUUUGUAACCACUAAUGACUCGCGCCCGACACGCUCGUUCCGACCAUAUGCGUUUGUGCGAUGUCCCUCAGUGCGGCAGAUGAAGCGCAGACGUGCCUGAUCAGAGAACUCAAACCGGGACACACUCACACAUAAACACACACACACACACACACACACACACACACACAAACACAAACACCGGUGUCCUUCUUACUGCCCUCCUCUGCUUGGGCCCUUUCUGACUGCAGAGCGAACACAUCCUGCUCUUUCGGCCCGUCGCGUUGUCGCCAAACAGAGCCUCACAAGCAAACAAAUAGACAAACAGGCAGCGCUGGUGGUCUUGGUUUUGGAUAUUUGUUUGUCCAUGACUUCUGUGACUGUGUUUUGACAGUCCAUUCAUAUUGCUGACCGACCAGUGUUGUGAUGAAUCAGAGGUUUCCCCCCCGGCCCCCGCAGACACACACCUCUCCCGUCUCAUCGCGCUCCUCUUUUAUAACAGUGUUGUGUGAAGGAUCUCUCAGACAGUUGUGGGGAAAUGAACUGAAAAAAAAAAAGCCCCUUUAUUUGUCUUAAUUUGCUUCUUAAUUCUGCAUUAAUUAAUUAAGUCCGUUUUGCACAACCGAAGCAUGUGCUCCUUCAUCAGAUUAAUAAAAAAUGUAUAAAAGGUUUUAUUGUUUUAUUUUAUAUUUUUCCAAUGGAAGUAAAGUUCCAAACUAAGGUAACAUGUGUAGAGUAUAUUUAAUAUGAAUCUUAUAUAGAACAUGAUGACUUUAGAUCUUGGUGAUAUACAUUAUAUUGGUGUUUAGUCUAUUGAUUGUGUAUAUGGUUAGCUUCUAGCCACUUCACAGUCUCUCUCGCUGACAAUGUCUUGUGCUUAACAGCAGCAGAUCCUCCCUAAUCAUCAAUGGACUGAUGGAUUUCAUUUGCUUUCUUCUGUGCUCUUUUAUUAUAUAUAUAUAAAUAUAUAUAUAUUUUCCAUUUGUUUAUAAUUUAAUGUAAUCCUUUUUUUUUCUUUGUGUUUUUUUUUUGUUUGUUUUUUGCUUUAAAAGAUCGCUUUGUAACAGCACUAGGUCUUAAAAUAUAUUGUUUAUAUUGAUCAGGGUUCAAAUCUGUACAGAGAUUAAGAAAAAAAAAAGUUUUCAAACCAAUUGUAAAUAGCACUAAUGCUCCCUGUAACCCCCCCUACACACACACACACCCCCUCCCCUCCUUCAAACUUCAAAAUGGAAUACAUCUGUAAACUAAAUAAAGGUUAUUGAAGUGCGA
Mugil cephalus (flathead mullet) is the source of this 2872-nucleotide messenger RNA. RefSeq names its product ubiquitin-like 3a (gene ubl3a). The record is from RefSeq and is a predicted model, not a curated record. Bases 734 to 1087 code for a protein of 117 amino acids. Lineage: Eukaryota; Metazoa; Chordata; Actinopteri; Mugiliformes; Mugilidae. The transcript has 5 exons. Gene Ontology annotation, molecular function: protein binding.